Messenger RNA from Etheostoma spectabile (orangethroat darter), 2220 nucleotides. Its product is annotated as neuronal acetylcholine receptor subunit alpha-2. Gene Ontology annotation, molecular function: extracellular ligand-gated monoatomic ion channel activity; transmembrane signaling receptor activity. The record is from RefSeq and is a predicted model, not a curated record. The transcript is spliced from 4 exons. NCBI's taxonomy places the organism in Eukaryota, Metazoa, Chordata, Actinopteri, Perciformes, Percidae. Bases 16 to 1302 code for a protein of 428 amino acids. Gene Ontology annotation, biological process: monoatomic ion transmembrane transport. Gene Ontology annotation, cellular component: membrane.
UUCGCUGUCACCCACAUGACCAAGGCCCAUCUCUUUCACACCGGCCGUGUCCGCUGGGUGCCCCCGGCCAUCUACAAGUCGUCCUGCUCCAUCGACGUCACCUUCUUCCCGUUCGACCAGCAGAGCUGCAAGAUGAAGUUCGGCUCCUGGACGUACGACCGCGCCAAGAUCGACCUGGAGCCCUUUGAGAACACGGUGAACCUGAAGGAUUACUGGGAGAGCGGAGAGUGGGCGAUUGUCAACGCCGUGGGCACCUACAACACCAAGAAGUAUGACUGCUGCCACGAGAUCUACCCGGACAUCACCUACUAUUUUGUUAUCCGCCGUCUCCCGCUGUUCUACACCAUCAACCUCAUCAUCCCCUGCCUGCUCAUCUCCUGCCUGACCGUCCUGGUCUUCUACCUCCCGUCGGACUGCGGUGAGAAGAUCACGCUGUGCAUCUCCGUGCUUCUGUCGCUCACCGUCUUCCUGCUGCUCAUCACGGAGAUCAUCCCCUCCACGUCGCUGGUCAUACCGCUCAUCGGGGAGUAUCUGCUCUUCACUAUGAUUUUUGUCACGCUGUCCAUCGUCAUCACCGUGUUCGUGCUGAACGUGCACCACCGCUCGUCGGCGACUCACACCAUGCCCAGGUGGGUCCGGAGGCUGUUCCUGUCGGCGGUGCCGCGCUGGCUGUGUAUGAAGCGUCCCAAACAUGGUGUGAGGCCUGUAAGGCGGUGCCGCCUGACUGAUGGACUCCUCCCCUUCCAGACUCCAGGCCCCUCCCACAGCCCGCCCACCUGGAUCACUCAGGAGUCUGACAUCCAUCUCCAUGGUUACCGGGAGGAUGAGAACGGUCGCCGCAGGAGCCGCCAGCUCAACUCCUCGGCUAAAGAUGAUGAAAUCCACUACUGCAAUCUCCACGGUUACACAAACGCCGAUCGUGGGGGGAGGUUUAGGGGGAAGGUAGCCGGGCGACCGAGGAUUUCUCCCCUCUCUUCUUCUUUCCCUCCAUCUCUAGCUUACAUCCUCCUCCCACAGACUCACUCCUCACUCGGCUUGGAUUGGGACACCCCUCCUGUGGAGCGUGGUUCAUUCCAGAGCCCACCUGCCUCUGUCCUGUCUCCGGCGGUGCUGUCGGCCCUGGAGGGGGUGACCUACAUCGCAGAGCAUCUCAGAGCCGAGGAUGUAGACUUCUCAGUGAAGGAGGACUGGAAGUACGUCGCCAUGGUUGUAGACCGGAUCUUUCUGUGGAUGUUCAUCAUCGUGUGUCUGCUGGGGACCGUCGGACUCUUCCUGCCUCCGUGGCUCUCUGGGAUGUUUUAGAACCAAACCGGAAAUCAGAAAAGAAAAACAAACGCAUCCAAUAAAUAAUAAUAAAAGGGUCUGUAAAGAAUCAGUCAGUUACCAAAACUCUCGAAGAAACUCUUACCAAAAGUUUCACUUGAUUUCCUUCUUAUUAUGAACAUGUCAUGAUCCAAUAACCUUUCUGUUGUCCUUGGGUCAAAUUUGACCCAUUUUCAAAGUUUACUUUACUAGAAUUUUGGGUUUCUUUCAACCAAAUUGACCAAAAAUAACAAGGAUGGUUUCAUACAACGCUUCUCCCCAGUCACCUUCUCUCACAGUGAUCUUCCAUCUCAGAGGCUCAGUCAUGUUUAAAGGUGGAGAACAGGAAACAUGACGUGGUCACAUGUAAUAUAAAGUAAUAUCAUAAUAUAUGAUAAAGUAGAUCAACAGCCUUAUUAGUUUUUUAGCCUAAACUUAAAAUUUGUUCUCCAUAUUCCCAUCCUCUUUCAGUCACUCUGUUUUCUGAUUUGUACAUGCCUGAAGACAGUGGAGACAAUUAUUAUUAUAUUUUUUUAGCAAUUGAUUAUUAACUUAUUGGAAUCAAAUUGUUCUAGAGAGAAUCGCAAUGCAUUUAGGAAUCGAUUGUCCCCCCCCAGGUAGUGGAAAAUAGGUGACAAAAACAUCUAAAUAAAUCAACAAAAACGUCAAAGUAAGAGAAAUAACCGUCAAAAUAAGCGACACACAUGUCAAAAUAUGGGAGAAAAAAUCUAAAUCAACAAAAACAUAAAAAUGAAAGAAAUAACCGUCAAAAUAAGAGAACAAAAAACUGUCAAAAUAACAGACCAAAACUUUUUUUUAAAGAGACCAAAAUGUCAAAAUAGGAGAGAAAAGGUCAAAAUUAGCUAAAAAACGUCUAAAUAAGAGACCAAAACUUUUUAAAAAAGAAAAAAGGCAAAA